AUGUCAUUUGAAAACAAAAACUUAUACGAUUUAUUAGGUAACGACGUGGAAGACGAUUCCACUCCACAAUUACCAAUCAGGGAAGUUGUUAAGAACACUUCAUCUUCUAAAAAGAAGGAUGUUGCUCCAGCCAAAGCUGAUCCAUCUAGAUCUAAAAACAAGCCAAAGCCAACUGGUAAUGAAGGUGCUUUAAAAUCUAGAAACAACAACAAAAACGUUGAAGCUCCAUCAUCUACUCCAUCCAAACACUAUAAAAGACCAUUUGACCGUCACUCCAGAUCCGGUAAAGCUGAUUCUGGUAAAAAAGUUAGACAAGGAUGGGGUGGUAAUGAUAAAUCCGAAUUACAAGAUGAAACCGAAGGUUUACAAGAUGCUGUUGAAGACUUAGAAGCUGAAUCCGGUGAAUCCACCACUGAAGCUGUUGCUCCAAAAAAAUCUUUAAAUGAUUAUUUUGCUGAAUUAAAAGUCAAACAACAAGAAUUAGAUGGUAGUAAAAACUUGAGAAAAGCUAACGAAGGUGCUGAAGAAAAAUGGUCUCAAGGUGAAGUUGUUGCUAAACAACAAGAAUCUUUUGUUGAAUCAAGUGUUGCUAAAAAGGCCAAACAAAAAUCUCAAAAGGAAAAAAAAUUUUUAGAUUUUGAAGCUACUUUUGCUGAUGAACAAAAACCUUUCAGAUCCGAAUCUGCUAGAGGUAACUUCAAGAGAGGUGGUAGAAGAGGUGGUGCCAAUGCUCAAGGUGGUAGAAAACCAUCUUCUAAAGCAACCACUGCCGAUAAAAAACCAUUGGAUGACAAAAACUUUCCAUCUUUAUAA
Hyphopichia burtonii NRRL Y-1933 is the source of this 813-nucleotide messenger RNA. RefSeq lists its product as uncharacterized. The transcript has 2 exons. Gene Ontology annotation, molecular function: RNA binding. The record is from RefSeq and is a predicted model, not a curated record. The coding region runs from base 1 to 813 and encodes 270 amino acids. Gene Ontology annotation, cellular component: cytoplasm; nucleus. Lineage: Eukaryota; Fungi; Ascomycota; Pichiomycetes; Serinales; Debaryomycetaceae.